AUGGACAAUCACAGAGAUCAUGUUGCCUUCGAGCACCGUGAUGCCACCUUUUUCGUUGACAACCUGUUCAACAGCACCCCGUCGGCAGUGGAAACAGCCGACUUCAAGUUUAUCGACAAGUGGAUCGAGACUGCUAUCAAUGAGCCGCAAACCCCGCUACCGGCACCUGCAGAAACACUACCGUACUUAGAACUCGACGACCACACAUCUAAGAUCCCCGCCGACUUGCUUUCCGCUCCGCUUCCUCGACCGGCGUCUUCUCCUAACCAAACGGCCCGUCAGAGUAUGCACAGCACUCCCGUGAGCUACGCGAAGGAAGAACGCUUCGGCGAUGAGAUUCAGCCGAACAAUGCCCACCUUCAUCGGGACGAGAUUCAGCCAAGUCUCAUCCCGGUCUCGCCGCCCAUCUUCAAUGCACAUCUGCCGCUGCUUGGACAUCAUUCUGGUACCCCGAUGCAUGCAAGUAAGGACACGCCCGCGCUUGUAUCGGCUCUGCAUAGAAACCCUCCAGCAGAGUUGGCGUUCCGGGCCCUCUCACCUGCCUCGCUUCCUUAUCCUCAGUGUAUAAGAGAACCGGGACUUCUGCCUCAUUCGUGUUACGAAGACAGCAUCGGUCAUGACCUCCACUCACCGGCAUGGGCGACGCAGGCUCAGACAGGGACACCGCCAUUGUCUCCUAACUUUGUACCCGCAACGCCGCAGAAUGCAUUUAAUGCCGGGCAUAUUCCUCCUUCGUAUAUGUCUCCUGGGUACAUAUCUCCUGCGCACCUUUCACCGGGACAUUUCGCUGCUCCGGGGCUCAUUCCUUUUCCACGUGUGGCUACCCAUGGUAUUGCUCCGAUGCAGAGGAUUGGUGCUCCUGAACACUCUGGGCUCAUGGUAUAUAACACCGCCAUGACAGCAACAAGUGCCGACCCAAGCUUGAUGCAUCGGGUACCAAGCGCGUUAAGUGUGGAGUCGUCCGUGACUCAGGCGUCGGGGCAGGUGGGCAUUCAGGAGGCCCCACAAGCAGCGACAAAGUCGAAGAAUCGGUACUCCAAGGGGGCGAGCGCCUCGAACUAUUGCCAUGUCUGUGGUCGGAAUUCGCGAAUCGAAUUCGCGGUUUGUGCGAACACGAAGGUUGGCCUGUGUCGCAAGGUCGUGUGUGAUAAAUGUCUGUUGCUUUACGAGCGCGAGAGCUUCGUGACCUCCAAGGAUCCCCGCGUGAAGUGGAAGUGCACGCAUUGUCGCAACUGCUGUCCCCCUCGUGCCAGGUGUAAGCAGUACACCAGGAACAAUCACCGACGCCGGGCGCGAAAGGCAGCAGCCGCGCUGAGGGAGGCGCAAAACCGGCAGCUAGCCGCGCAGGCUGCACAAGCCGCUCAAGCAUCGCAACAGGGUCAUCAGCCGCCUCAAAUGAUCCCGCCUAAUCUGCUGCUGCCGACAAUGCCACUCGUGCAAGGGGCUCGAGUGGUUAAGCCGAAGCGGCAGCGAAAGUCGCGACGAAAGGGUCAGCAGAAGGGAACGAAGCGCGGACGAGUAAAACCGGAACCUUCAAGGCGGCCUGAAGUCGCGCUCGCGCCGACGCAACCUAUGCAAUGGUUGCUAGGCGAAAACACUUCCCUGUUCCUAGGCCAUGAGGCUCAGCCGGGAGUGCCUCCACUCGUUGGUCCUUCAACGCCACAAGUAACAGUUGCAACAUCGCCGAUGAUGGUGGGGCAGAUGGUCUCUCCGCUGCCUGCGCCGGACAGCCGAGGACAGGAGAGAGAUUUUUGUCAUCUGGCGCAGUCUCCAAACAUUGACAGCGUCCUCCUUCCGGAUCAGUUACCAAUGAGGGCAGCCGGACCGUCAAUGCAGUAUCUGAACCUCGAGGCUGCUGAACCGGCAAGUGGAGCUGGGGAUGGCAGUGGUAAGAGAAGAAGGGUUGUGGAACCUUUCCCUGAUGGCAUCUCUCCGGUGUCAAUUGCGAAUAUGGUGAUGGCGGACAAGCACGGAAAGAGUCCCUUCGCAGAGGACCUUGCUUAAACACAGGAGCUGGGAUUGAGAUUGGUCGUUUCAGUGGGCAGUACUUGUGAAUGUAUUUCUUGGCCAGACACAUGUACGUAUAGGGUAGGGGGGUGAUCUUGGUCAAGUAAACUUUGGUGUGUACUAGAUUUUGUUUUGGAUACAGACCCACUAGUAUAUCGCCCUCGUCGAGUGCCAAGACUUGGUUGGGGUUGCAACCCUUCAAGCAUGUUUCAACUCUGUCCUCAAUUGAGGACAAAAUUCAGGAGAGUAGACACUACCCAAGGGUAGCAAGAGUGACGUCUCGAGGGCGACGUCUUGAGGGCGACGUCUUGAGAGCGACGUGCUCUCUGCUCGUUACACAUGUACACGUGUACAACGUUUCACACUAUUUGAUUAACACAAGAUAAUAUUGAAGAUAAUAAAAUAAGAUAGAUGCCCUGUUGCCUUGUAAUCUGCGCUGGAGACACACGUACGAAAGACCUUUGUGACACAUACAGGGUACAACAGCGUCUGCUGCAUGUAAGCAAAGAGAUAGCCAGGCCGCUUACCGGCUGCCCAUAUAAAGCCCGCGCUCCCCCCUCCCCUCCCCUCCCUUCGCCUCAUCCCCCCUCCACCCCGCCAAACCCCACCCUCAUCAUGGCGACCUUCGAGGAACUAACGCAGCGCUUCACACUUGUCCUUGUCUGCUACGUCAUCUUCUCUCUGAGCAAUAUCUUCACCCUACUCCAUCUGCCGUUCCGUCUCUACGAACACCUCAGGCACCCUCGCGCAGCCGCCGCGCCUCCCAAAGUGACGAUCACGACGCACCCGGACUCGCCCGCCUCCGCGAAGGACACGGUCUUGCUGAUCCACGGCUUCCCUGACAGCGGCGCCAUGUGGUCGUCGCAGGCCGCGCACCUGUGCGCGGCGGGCUACCGCUGCCUGGUCGUCGACCUUCCCGGCGCGCGUGGCGAGCGCGUGGACGUCGCGCUCUCCUGGGACGAGACGGCGCAGCUGGUGUACGACGCGCUGCGCGCCGUGCACCCCGGCCGCGUCACCGUGCUCGCGCACGACUGGGGCGCCGCGUACGCCCUCCUGCUCGUGCGCAAGUACCCCGACACCUUCCGCCGCGUCAUCCUGCUCGACGUCGGCGUCAUCGACAAGCAGGAGGCCAGCGCUAUGGCCGCCAUGCUCGCGUACCAGACCCUUCUCGCGUACUUCUUCUGCCUGGGCGGCCCGGUGGCCACGGCAGCCGUCAGGGGUUUUUUGGCCUGUUGGAAGUACAGCGUGAGGCCGUUGGCGGAGGUUACCGUGGAUAUGUGCUACCCGUAUGUGGAGUUGGUGAAGACGAUUGUUAAGGCGGGGGGGCUGGUUGAUACUGAAGGGACGGUUAGCACGGAGACGAAGGAGUUGAUGAAGAAGAUCCCGCAUUUGUUCUUGUAUGGGAAGAAGAAAGGGAUGAUGUUUUAUAGUGACAAGUUUGUGGAGUUUGUGAAACGCACGCCUGGGGGGGAAGUCGUGAGUCUGCCUUCGGGCCACUGGAUCACUGAGGAGAUACCCGAGGAAUGUAAUCAGCUGCUGUCGCGAUGGUUGGAGAAGACUGAAAAGGCGGGAGGUGGGGAUUGCGAAAGUGAAGAGCCGGUGUUGGCGAAUGGCGGGGGUUCCAAAAGCGAGGAGCCUGUGCUGACGAAUAGCGAGGGUUCCAAAGGCGAAGAGGCAGUGGCGGCGAAUGGCGGCGAAUGAGAGAUAUCGGGGUGAUUAGAAGAUGGCUUUGAUGGGUAUGCGUGAGUCAUUUUCUUUCUACAGAGGAGGGAGGUAAAGCGAUGCCGAAAGACUGGGCGACAACCGAUAAAUAUGUGUACGUUGCUGUAGCAAAUGGUAUACAGGGACACGCGCGGGCCUCUGCACGGUCAAGGAUUUUAACAGGCGCUUCGUGUGCGAUGAUAUAUGCAGGACGUACAAGCGUGAAAUCCUUAGGUGGUGGUGAAUAGUGUGUUGAUACAAGCUGUGCGAUAAACAGCGAUGAUGGGCU
This is a messenger RNA of Chondrus crispus (carragheen), 3997 nucleotides long. RefSeq lists its product as hypothetical. The record is from RefSeq and is a predicted model, not a curated record. NCBI's taxonomy places the organism in Eukaryota, Rhodophyta, Florideophyceae, Gigartinales, Gigartinaceae. The transcript has 2 exons. The coding region runs from base 1 to 2004 and encodes 667 amino acids.